CAAAAAAAACCGGCCCUAAACAUGACGUCAUCCUUCUUCCCUCCUCUCUUGCCCCCUCCCGAUUAUUUCGGCAUGCAUGUUGUUUUGUUUUGCCUCCUUGGUUCAAAAAUUGGAAAAUGUUAAAAAGUUCAACAAAAAUCAUCAGAAAAGCAAGUAUACCGCUCUUUAUGUAUAUAUCUCAGAGAAUUCUGUAACUUUUCGUUUGCUUUUGUAGUUAAUUCUAUUCUCUAUACGUUGCCUUGAUCAGUUACAUGAAAUUUUCAUGUUAUCGCCGCUAUGGAUGAACACGAUCUUGAAUCCAUCUGCCCCAAACUCCGCAACUUUGUUCAAGAGGUAGCGAACUUUAGACCUGGAGUCAGUCUGGAGCCAGUCAAAGUCAGAAACCUACAAUCUGGACGAAAUUCAGCUACUAUGAGUAUUAAACCAUGUAAAAAUGACAGAUUUUCUAUAGUGAUUCCUUAUUGCAACAAACAUCUGGUUUGGGAUGUAAUAUUCUUAUGUGACCGUCCAGAGUUACCUCCAGAUUUUUACUUCAAGGAUGGCAAUUUCUUAGACAAUGCUGAUUGUGACUUGAUCGAAAAGAAAUUUCCAAGUUUGGCACAGUGGGAUCACACGGAUCCAAAAGCUUUAUCUAACGUCAUCAAGGAGUUUCUAUGUCAUUUUAAAUUUUGUCAGUUUCAUUCAAUUCCGGAGAAUCAUCGAGCUUCUUCCGAAUUAGAAAUGCUUCUCUCUAAUGUGGACGAUUUGGAGGAUGUAGAAAUUCUAAACGAAGUUGACUCAAUCAAAGCAUUGGUGGGUUUUAAAUACAAUGGAGGACUUCAGGCUGAUUGCAAACUUGUGUGGGCAUUAAGUUUUGAUGGUCGCUCAGAUAGGGUCAGGUCCAGUCUUAAAGCUUAUGGCAGAAGCAAACUCUGGGAUGCCAGUGAUAACUUCGAAGGAACUUUUUACAACAACAAAACUCUUGUCUUCGAUAUCUUCCUUGAAGUGAAAAAUAAAAUAAAUCAGAUUUUUGAGACGAAGCUAAGACUGAUUGCAAGGCGGAAACAAAUCGUUCUUCAGUAUUUUGUGACCUUUAAAUCAUCCAUCGUAGAAUUUGACUCCAUCGAGUACACCUUUGUUGUAUUACAUCUAUCUCGAGAUAACUUUAGUUUUUUUCUAAAAAUCGAUUUAAAGAACCUCCCUGAAAGAGACCCGCAGUACCGACUUAUCAGCCACUACUGUUUUAAAGAUAUGAACUCUUUGGACUGCGUGGAAUAUUCCAUUACGAAUGUAAAGUAUCAUCAUCAAAUGCCUCCUCACAUGGUUGUCGAGGCUUUCUACACCCGUUUUUUUGAAGUUUUUCAUAAUUUUAGAAGAAGUAGCUUACAUCUGCUUGAAAAGAACUUGGAUUCUCUCAGAGCGUGAAUUCAAUUGUGAUAAAUGCACCAACUUACCCAUCCUCAUUUCGUAAUACUAAGCAGUAAGAAUCAUGCCUUUUUAUCUGUAAAAAUUUGUUGAUCUAUUUCAUUAUUUCUUCUCCAAAUUCCAAGUCAAUUGUGACACCCUCAUCUCCUGGAUCUGUUCAUCACUUAAUCGUUCAUGAAGCUCAGAGUAAUUGAGGACUGUGCCAAAAGAAGGGCGUAUGUAAUAGGUACAACACUUUAAAAAAACACAUUUUAAAGUUUAAAAUGGUAGCCCUAAGAACUGCGUGGAACUUUAACCAAAAAAUCCUUAAGUUUUAAAAUCCACAAAUAGGUUGAAAAAAAUGAAGGAAAUAAUUCGAAAAGAGUGUAUUUUGAUAUAUGCCCCUCUGUUGGCAUGGUUUUCAAUUGUCUUUAUUCAUAAUAGCACAUUUUUUAACAAAGAAAUUUGAAUGCACAAGUUUUGGCAACUUAAAAGAAAAAAAUAUUGUCAAAUAUUUUAUAUUAUGAACUAGUUAUGCAAUUUCUUUAAAAAUACCCAUGUCCGAAACCCCCUCAGUUAAAUUCUUAACUAUGAAGUAUUU
Molecule: messenger RNA, 1984 nt
Organism: Bemisia tabaci
Lineage: Eukaryota; Metazoa; Arthropoda; Insecta; Hemiptera; Aleyrodidae
Product: BRISC and BRCA1-A complex member 2
Biological process (GO): double-strand break repair
Cellular component (GO): BRCA1-A complex; BRISC complex
Source: RefSeq, a predicted model, not a curated record